UAAAUUUUGUUUGGUCGAAAUUUUGUUCCAAUGGACAAUAAAAUCCCAAACCUCACAUUAAACAGAAUCUUCAAAACCGGUUCUUUGAUACUUCCGUAGUAAACACUGUCCUAUGAACAGAGCAUUCGUACGAUCAAUCUCAGACAUUCCGUGUCUUAAUCUCCUUCAAAGAUGCUCCUCCAUGGACGAGCUAAACCAAAUCCACGCCCACACAAUCACCCACGGCCUCGCUCGCUUCUCCUUCAUCUCCAGCAAGCUCUUAGCCUUCUCCGCAUUAUCAGAUUACAGAGACUUGCGUUAUGCAGAGACGCUUUUCAAUCGAAUUUCAACACCCAAUGUCUUCGAUUUCAAUUCCAUGAUAAUGGGUUUCGCGAAGAGUUCAAAACCCGAAAAGGGUUUUUCUGUUUAUGCCAAGAUGCGUAGCUUUGGCGUCGAGCCUAUUGCUCGUACGUUUGCUGUUUUGGUCAAGGCUUGUUUUAAGUUGACUUUUAUUAGUCAGUUUCAUGGUCAGAUUGUCAAGUUUGGCCAUGGUUGUGACGUUUAUGUUGUUAGCUCUUUGAUCUGUGCGUAUUCCAAGUGUGGAACAAUGGAGUUUGCUCGUCGGGUUUUCGAUGAAAGGAUUGAAACGACAAACGUGGUUUGUUGGACUAGCUUGUUAAGUGGUUAUUGCUUGAAUGGCUUGGUUGAUGAAGCAUGCCUUGUGUUUGAUGAAAUGCCUGAGAGAAAUGAUGUUUCUUAUAGCGCAAUGGUUUCUGGGUACGUUUCGAAUGGGUGUUUCUAUGAGGCGAUUCUGUUGUUUCGUGAGUUGAAGAAAAGUGGGUCCAAUGUGAAGUUUGGUAAAGGGUCUCUCUUUGUUAGUGUUCUUAAUGCUUGUGCUUCUGUUGGGGCGUUUGAAGAAGGGAAAUGGAUUCACUUUUUUUUGGUCCGAAAUGGAUUUGAAUAUGAGCUCGAGUUAGGCACGGCGCUUAUAGACUUUUAUGCCAAAUGUGGGUGCAUUAGAGAUGCCAAAGAAGUUUUUAGUAGACUGCCAUAUAAGGAUGUGAAAACUUGGAGUGCUAUGAUAUUGGGGUUGGCUAGUAAUGGAGAGAACAAGUUGGGGCUUGAGCUUUUUGAAGAAAUGGAAAAGAAGGGACCAAAACCAAAUGCUGUAACAUUUAUUGGGGUUCUAUCUGCUUGUAAUCAUGAAGCUUUGGUUAAUAAAGCAUGGGGAUAUUUUGGACGUAUGAGUAAAGUUUAUGGGAUUUUGCCUGUGAUUGAGCAUUAUGGUUGUAUGGUUGAUCUCUUGGCCCGCUCUGGACGAGUAAAACACGCGGAAAUAUUGAUAAGGACCAUGCCGAUGGAACCGGAUGGGGCUAUUUGGGGGUCAUUACUAAAUGGGUGUAUUAUGCAUGGCCAUGUUGAUUUGGGGGAGAUGGUGGGAAAGCUUUUAAUACAAUUAGAGCCUACACAUAGUGGAAGGUAUGUCCUUCUAGCCAACAUGUAUGCCGAUAUGGGUUGCUGGGAAGAUGUGAUGAGACUCAGGAAAAUGAUGGAGGAGAGAGAAGUUGUGAAAAGCUUUGCUUGGAGUUUCAUUGAGGUUGAUGGAGUGGUCCAUAAGUUUGUAGCUGAUGACAAGUCUCAUCCUAAGUUGAGAAGUAUUUACAGAAUUUUAGAUCAACUAAAAAGAGAACUCAAAAGUUCUUUCAUCACUAACGAGAUUGUUGUUUAAAAGAAAUGAGGAUUAUUCUCAUUUGUGACUCUGAACUUUACAGUCAUUGUCACUUUGCCUCCCGAUCCUUAAAAGUUAAAAACUUCUACCCUACUACUUCAAACUCUAAUUUUGGUAGGUGUCAAAAGCACUCGCCAAUCAGGGUAGAGUUGAAAGACUCAAAUUAAGGCCUUUCUUGUGCAAUGAUAAUACCCACGAAUCUGUUUAGAGUGAUUCUCUAUUAACCUCAUUGGUUGCUUGAGAACCAUAUCUCCUCCUCAUAACUAAAAAGUCCCUUGUGUCCAAGCCACGGACUUGUUUGUAUAAAUGGAAAACAAGAUACUCUUUGAUGUUGUAAUUGUAUUAUGGCAGAUGAAAGAUUUUAACCCAAUUUCUCUACUUCUGCUGUUAUCUGGAUAUUGAGCGAUUCAACUAGGCAUCCCAUUCUUCAAGGCACUUUCUUCACACCAUGUUCAUAUCCAGGAAAAUUUAAGUUUGUUUCCGAGCUCCAAGAAAAGCCAAUUGUAGUCAUCACUCGUAUCCUAUAUUUAAUUGAAACGGUUGUGUUGAUGAUGUCUUAAAUUGGCUAGCAGGGAUUCCCAAGUGGCAAAAUCCAUUGGUGGGUCCCAACCAUUUUCUUUCCGUGCCAAUUGUACUGUUGGCUGAAAAUGAAAUGAAAAACCAAAGAAAGAGCCUCAUAAAGGCUCUACUCUACACACACCACCUCGUACACACCACUCUUCCAUAUUAUAAAAAAA
This is a messenger RNA of Morus notabilis, 2445 nucleotides long. Its product is annotated as pentatricopeptide repeat-containing protein At2g42920, chloroplastic. Bases 113 to 1708 code for a protein of 531 amino acids. The record is from RefSeq and is a predicted model, not a curated record. The transcript has a single exon. Gene Ontology annotation, molecular function: protein binding; RNA binding. Lineage: Eukaryota; Viridiplantae; Streptophyta; Magnoliopsida; Rosales; Moraceae. Gene Ontology annotation, biological process: RNA modification.